This is a messenger RNA of Setaria italica (foxtail millet), 2147 nucleotides long. Its product is annotated as B3 domain-containing protein Os01g0234100. The record is from RefSeq and is a predicted model, not a curated record. The transcript is spliced from 7 exons. Lineage: Eukaryota; Viridiplantae; Streptophyta; Magnoliopsida; Poales; Poaceae. Gene Ontology annotation, molecular function: DNA binding. Bases 414 to 1781 code for a protein of 455 amino acids.
UCCGCCCCUCAAAGCAAGCUCCUUUCUUCUUCCUCACCAUCCUCCGCUGCCAUUGACUUCCUUGUUCCAUACUGUCUACAUUUCUUUAGCCAUCCAUCGAGGCCUGCUUCUUUAUUCCAUCCUUUAAUCGUAGUACUAUUCUAAUGGAACAUUCCGCACCGCUCUUUUUUUUUGUGUGAAGGAAUGGAAUCUUUGGUUUUUUGUUCACUUUCGUGAGCUUAUUUGUCCCCGCUUCCUAUAUUCUUUGUUCCCUGCAUCCGCCAGGAUUUCGUUUCGUCGCCCAACAUUUUGUUUUUCCUAUUUGGUCCAUUUGUUACUACUCACUGCCAGAUGCGAUUUAACAUUGGCUUUGAUUGGCUGCUCUGCAGAGGAAGAGGGGGAAGCCACCUGGCUCCGAGUCAGCCAAGAGCAAGAUGGAGCAGAAGAUGGCGUUGGUCAAGCAGAGGCUCGCCUUGCUUGACAGUGCCAGCAGCAGCAGCAGCAGCAGCGGUGAGACUGACAAGGAUGAUGACCUUGUGCCCAUGGAUGAUGAGCUUGCUAUCGUUGCUGCUUACCAGCCUAUAGAAAUUGUUUGUGGUGAUACUGGCAACAAAGACGAGGUUAUUCCUUUAAAAAUUUUGGCAUCAAAGGGAGUGGAGAGUGAGAAAAGAGGGCUUCCUGGCCAAAAGAUAAGUGCAAGCUAUGGAUCUGCGAUGGAUAGAGCUGAGGAGGUACAGGCGAAGUUGCCAGCAGAACAUCCUAGCUUUGUCAAGCGUAUGCUACAAUCUCAUGUUGUCCGUGGUUUUUGGCUGGGUCUACCAACUUACUUUUGCAACAAACAUCUCCCAAAGGACGACACUGGAAUUGUGCUAGAAGAUGAGAAUGGACAGGACCAUCAGACUUUGUAUCUUGGUGCCAAGCAGGGACUCAGUGCUGGGUGGAGGGGUUUUGCAAUUAAGCAUGGUAUUAAGGUUGGCGAUGUUGUGAUUUUUCAGCUUGUGAGACCAACGAAAUUUAAGGUAUUUAUAAUAAGAGCAAAUGAAUUUACAACAACUGAUGGAGCGAUCAGUCUGCUGAAUUUGGAAGCACACAAGAAAGGGAAGCUAUCAAAAGAAGAAUGUUCCAGUGAUGCCAACUCCAAGGAGGCUGAGAAGGCUAGUGCAGUGGACCACAAAGUCCCUCGGAGUGACGACGAUAAUGUGGUAUUCAAUGAAGCAAUAGAUGGCCUCAGGAUUUCAGAUUCGGACAUGGACUUUGGUGAUAUCACGAGCUUCAGCAACUUCAACAUCGUGGUGGACAGCUUGGUCAUCGACUGCAAGUUUCAUGAUCAUCUCCGCAGGACAUACUAUGAGCUGUGCUGUUCCCAGAAUUCCUUCCUUCACAAGAAUCUGCUGAAGCAGCUAAACCUCACCCUUGUCGUGGGUGUGAUCAUGGAGACGAUCAGCAUCGCGGAGGGUAUCCGAGCCUGCAAGGCGCAGGCUUCUUCCCGCGAGGACCUGCUGAUCUGGAAGAAGACCCUGGUGUCCUUGGAGCUGCUGGGCAUGAACGUGGGGUUUCUGCUGAAACGCAUCAACGGUCUCCUUGGCCUCACAGCUGAGUCAAGAGACCUCUCGGAGUGCCAGAAGUACAGGGAACUGAAAUCGGAGAGGGCCCGUGCUGGGGAGAAAGUGAAAGCGCUGGAGCUUAUGCUGUCGAAUGUGAAGGGCGUGCUGCAGAAAAUGGACGCGGAGAUGGAGGAGAUGGAGUCAAGCGUGAAGAGAAGCGGUCUGACGCUGCAGCAGUUGGCUGCUGCGCCAUGGUGAUCUUGCCGGUUACAUUACCAGAGGCAACAUUUUGGGUACAUCUUUCAGCAGUGUAAAGGAAGAUGCACUGGAUGGAGUAGUGAGGAAACUACAGUGUCUGCAGAAGAAUGGACACUGCAUCAUGCAUGUCUACUGACGGCGAGUGGUGAGCCUGCUGGUAGUUAAGGAACACAUUUUGGGUAGACCUUCAGCAAGUACAUGCACUGCAGAGUAGUAGUAGGAGCUAGUACGACAGGUGGGUAACAGUGACACACACUUUGGUGUCCAGUUAGUGGUAGUGAAGUGACUGUAACCCUCAUGUAGCCGUCGCUGUAAAUUUCUGGGACCAGAAAUGAAGCAAGGUGGAUCGUUUCUGUGUUUGGCUGA